Messenger RNA from Phascolarctos cinereus (koala), 1561 nucleotides. RefSeq names its product kinetochore localized astrin (SPAG5) binding protein (gene KNSTRN). Lineage: Eukaryota; Metazoa; Chordata; Mammalia; Diprotodontia; Phascolarctidae. Gene Ontology annotation, cellular component: kinetochore; centriolar satellite; mitotic spindle. The record is from RefSeq and is a predicted model, not a curated record. Gene Ontology annotation, biological process: mitotic sister chromatid segregation; spindle organization; regulation of attachment of spindle microtubules to kinetochore.
AAUAACGGAGGGGCGUGCUGCUGGCGGUUUCUGUGGAGUCCGAGGGGUGAUGGAGAGCGGCUCCCGCCCAGGAGCGGGGGAUCCGGCCUCGGCUGGGCUCCAGCCCGGCCCCGCUUGCAGAGCCAGCACCGCCAGGUGUGCGUUUACCUGCCCGGCCCCCUCGGCGGCGCUGGGCGGAGGGCAGCCCGCGGAGACACAUUCUCGAGCUGCUUCUAAGAGUCAGAUACCCCAGCGGUGCAAGGAGGUAGAACUCCACAAGGCUCUCAGUUCAACAGGCCUAGAGAAUGAAUUGUACAAAACCACCAAGCAGAGGCAGAUGAAGACUAUGGAUCCUGCUGUUAAGAAGAACAUUAAAAAGAGCUACAGACCGUUAAAUCAACAUAAAGCUGAGGAAGAGCUCAAAGAGAAGAACCAGCUGUUAGAGGCAGUUAACAGGCAGUUACACUUGAAGUUGACUGAAAGCCAGGGAGAGGUGAAGGUGCUGACUCAAAAGGUGGAGUUGCUGGAGAAAUCUCAGGAUAGCUACUUGGCAAUUUUGGAAAGUGGCAAUAUCGACCCAGUUACAGGCAGACAGAUCCUGGAAAAGCAGCAAGAAACAGUGAAAUGUCAAAUGGAGUCUGUGUUGCUCUUGGAAAGUCUAAAAGAUGAACUGAAGCUUUUUAACCAGACAGCUACAAAGCAGAUGGAGGAGUUACAGGCAUUGAAAGUUAAGUUGAAGAUGGAAGAAGAGGAAAGAGCUGGUUUCCUAGAAAAACGGGCAGCAUUUAACAACAAAAGAGAUGAUUUCACAGCCACCCUUGAGCAAAUGGAACGAUUACUAUCACUUUGAGAAGAAAGGGAGUUCAUUCUUUCAGCUAAGGUCAAACUAUAAAAACAUUUUCUUAAGUUUUCCUAGGAGAGGAUUUCCUUACUCCCCCAACUAAAAUAUCAUCAGAAACAAAGUUGGGAUGAUCCAGGUUUGUACUGAGGGGCAUUCCUGCCUUAUAAGCCUAUGUUGGCCAAGCAGCCAGAUAAGUGAAUCAUCUAUUGGUGGAGAGUCUUAAGAUCCAACAAGGAAAGCUGGACCUUUGGGCUGCCUUGCUGUAGUUACUAAGUAAGCAAUGCAGCUCUGAGAGCAGAAUCAGAAACUGAAACAAGUUAACAGGACCAAAAAGGAUCAUUUUCAAAUUGGGACUGGAAAUUUGAAAUGUUAAAAAACAGUAUGUGGAGUGGACAAAAAGGAAAGAGAUGCAGAGUCCCAUGUUGUCAUAAUCCCAUUUUAACCACUUUUUUUGAGUUAGAUUUUCCUCGUUGGGAUUUAGGCAUAUCUUAUGGCAUGAACUCUACCUUAUGCUACUUCCUUUUUGCUCCCAGCCAAAUUUCUGAACUCGCAGUGGGUUAACAUAGAUUUCCCUAAACAAGGAGGGAAGGUGUAUAGACAGAAGAUUAGCAUCUUCCUGAAAUAAUUAAAUAGAAGAGUGGACUUGGAAUGAAUGCAUUGCUAUGAUUAUCUUGUCCAAAUCCUUUUUUAAAAUUUUAUUAAGCUAAAAUACUUCUGUAAAUAAAUAUUUUUUGACUAAAA